AAAUUUAGCGGCGGCUUUACUUUGUUUUCACACUUUGCUUGACUGUAACGGUUCUUUUUGAACUCCUUUUCGUCACAUUACAUUCUAAGAUGCAUGUUAGUAUGUAUCUUAGUCAAAAAAUUUUCGCAUUUGUUUCACAUUCACACACAUACACACUUUUGGAUUAAGAACGAAAGCUCAAUACAGUAGGUAAUUGCAAGGGUAUCGGAUCGCAUAUUCAGGCCUUAGGUCGAAUGUUUUGCCAUGCCAAAAGUAAAUCCAAGGACUGACAUGGAUGAGCAACCGGAUUCGAGUCAAGACCAGACAAAUAGUGUUAAUGUAAAAUCCGAGCUAUUACAGCGACAGCAUGUACCUUAUAUAUUAAAUGGAGAGCUCUACCGUAUUGUUAGCCAGAUUGGUGACAAUGUGACCGUCAAGUGCUGUUACUGUCCACCGGACCGUAUUUAUCGCGGCAGCGUGCGCUCUACAGGCAACUUUCACAUGCACAUUAAGCGGCGUCAUGCAUCUUUGCUGGGCAAACUGCAUGAGAUGAAGGUGGCGGCGCUGGUGGAACGUCGUGAUCGCAUUAUGAAAAAUCGACGGUUUGCCAAAAAUAGUAAGAGAUCAUCAUCAUCAUCACCGUGUUUUGUGGAUACUCCGACGCAUGAGCUAAAAAUUAAAACGGUUUUUCAGCGUCACAAGCAAGAACACAACGAACAGGAAGAAGCAGCAGCCGUACGAACCCCGGAUUCUAUCAGUGCAUCCCCACCGCUCACUACCAUGAAUAAUAAUGAAAUAAAAAUCAAUCACAACAAUAAUGUGCUAAACUUAUCGCCCGUUGGACGGAAUGUUACCAAUCCCAGUCCCGUUUCAGAGCCUGAACCUGAUUUGACAUUCGUCAAUAAUCAAUCUGUAACCGAAUCGCUUACUUUGCCUAUUGAAAUACCACGCUUGCUGCCCUUUGGGCUAAUCAAGCCGGAGCAACAUCAGCAAAUGCUGCUUGAACAGGAGCAGCCGCAGGCAAUAGAUCUGAGCAAAACAUCGUCGUUGCAGGAUGAGGACCAUGAAGGCAAUGCUUUAUCGCGCUCUGCGCGGGAUGCUCAAAUUCAGGUUUCUGUUUCACACAACCAGAUGCUGGCUCCAUACGUCAACGGAGUAGCGCCACGUGAAGUCCUGAUCCGCAUUGAUAACACCCUGGGCGAUAUUAAGGAUGAGCUACAGACGCGUAAUCAGAUCGAACGCAAGCGUUUGCUUUUCGACAUUGCCAAAUUUCAAUUUCUACAUCCCAAUUUCAACUUUGAUAAUGCACAAUAAGGUAAAAGUUUUUCUAUGUACUCAAAAAUAAAACGGUCAAGUA
Messenger RNA from Drosophila busckii, 1336 nucleotides. It is a transcript of the gene stil, whose product is annotated as protein stand still. NCBI's taxonomy places the organism in Eukaryota, Metazoa, Arthropoda, Insecta, Diptera, Drosophilidae. The transcript is spliced from 4 exons. The record is from RefSeq and is a predicted model, not a curated record. The coding region runs from base 244 to 1293 and encodes 349 amino acids.